This is a messenger RNA of Ostertagia ostertagi, 219 nucleotides long. The record is from the annotation of a GenBank genome assembly. NCBI's taxonomy places the organism in Eukaryota, Metazoa, Nematoda, Chromadorea, Rhabditida, Trichostrongylidae.
AUGGCUGACGUCGAGUAUGACGACUACGAGUAUGACGACGUCAACAUGACCGAUGCAGAGUACGAGGAUCUGCUGCGAGUGCCACUCCUUUGGCCACAGACGGUCGAGAAGACCUUUGUCGUGGUUCUGUUGAGUAUGAUGGUUAUCGGCGUUAUCGGCAACACAUUGGUGGUCGUCGUGGUCAUAUCAAAGAAGUCCAUGGUGAAGUCUUAUGUCUGA